UAUUGCAAUAAUACUGUUGUAGUAUUAAAGGGGAUUAACAAACACAUUGCAGACCUACAAGAAAUCUUCCUACGACUACGUGAGAAAAACAUAUCAUCGGGACCAUCCAAAUCAUACAUUAGCUUCCCGUCAGCGAUUGUCCUUGGCAAGCAGGCUGAUUCUUUUGGUAUGUUAACAACUGAGGUAAAGACACGAGUAAUCACCAAGAUCUGA
This is a messenger RNA of Colletotrichum navitas, 213 nucleotides long. RefSeq lists its product as uncharacterized. The transcript has a single exon. NCBI's taxonomy places the organism in Eukaryota, Fungi, Ascomycota, Sordariomycetes, Glomerellales, Glomerellaceae. The record is from RefSeq and is a predicted model, not a curated record. The annotation marks the transcript as partial.